AUGAGAGUAGAUCCGCCGACGUAUCUGGAUGAAGAACUGGAUUGCAGACACUAUUUGGAAGAGCAUGUUCGGGAUUUCCUACCGGAGCGAUGGGCUCACCAAGAUUGGAGAGAGAAACUUAUACGUGUUGAUCAACAGUUUGAGGCUUCGAAGGUUACGCACGGUUUCAAGUCCGACGUUUUGCCUAACGAACCGUCGUCCGCGACACCACCAGAGGACGAAGCUGCAGCAGAAAACUCGGGAUCUCAUCCACAAGCGGUACCUAGAGAACUCACAGCACAUCCCAAGCUACGAAAGGUUCACAAAGUCAACGCAUUGCAGCGGUUCCGGGACGCAUGCAAGCGUGUGGAGCUGCUUUUCGAGGUUCAGACUCGAGGACUUCUUGUUCGGCACCCCUGCACUUCCCUUCUCUCGCACGACUUGGAUUGGGCUGCGGUGCACGUUUCUUUGGAGCGUAAACGGCCAUUCGAUAAGUCUUCUAUUUGCAAAAUAUACCAUCCCGCCAAUUACAAUCCUAGUAGCUUUUGUAAGCUUCCCAAUUCCAACCCCGGCAAGCCCUGGUUCUUGGAGGAUCUUCCGCUCAGAAUAAAUUAUCCCCAACUAUCAGAUUUCUGGCUGCAUAUCCCCGCCAACAAUGAAUCCUGGAUGAAGGAUGCAAUAUUGAAAUUGACAGAAACAACGGUCAUAUCAGACAGCUGGCUGUACACUUCUCUCGAAUCUAGUCUCAAAGCAAGACAGAACUUUCCGCAUUCCCGAUAUAUCCUACCAAAUUUCGACAUCCACGAAGAUCGCGAAUACAAUGUUGCCAGUGUUUGUAUAACUAUUCCGUACCUUCAUUGGGAUACACUCGAGCGGGCUCAAGCAUACUGCAACCAUGUCUGGCAUGCGUAUUCUCCGAGCGAUAGCCAACCCCCAUCAAGGGCAAUUCCGCGCAUUGCUAAGCUGCUAAAGCUUAUGCAAACGAAUAAGAACGUUACGUCGUCGUAUCACCCACGUCGAACUCUGGACCAAUUCUCGUACCCUCGCGUGAAAGAUACAAGGGAACGCGAUGCGGAUCAAACCAUUACGCGGCUCACGAAAAGAGACGAUGUACAGAAUGCAGCUAAGAUGAUCAUGGUAGACCAGCUGUGGCUCUACCUUUUGGUCUUGGAAACCCAGGGCACAGCUGCGUCUGCUGUAGCGCCCCAAACAGCGGGACAUGUUAGAUCGGCCGUCGUCACUUCUUUUCCUGACACUUCAUACGCAAGAUCGGACAAUGAAGGCCCGGACCCCUAUAGCGCGGCAAGCAUUCGUGACCGGGUUCUCGAAAAGCUUGAAACUGCGCAAGAUGAAGAAUACGAGGGAGUUCCUCGUGCGCCAGAAGUUGCGUCUACGAUUCUAUCUACCGCACUGCGUGAGACUCUAUCAAUCCGAGAUGACUGGUCGCUGGAUUUCCUGGAGCUAUUCCAAGAAGCGAUAGGAGAGGUGACGGAGAAACAUAUUGGCUUCUUCCGGGCGUUUGAAAAGUCCUUGAAACGGACCGAAAAUGACUCCCAGUCCGAGAAUUCAGCAUCCGCGGAAUCGGUUUCGGAACAGAAGAGAGCUGAUACAAGGAGAGAGCAAGUGGCGUUGGGCCUCGAGAUAGCCGAUAUCCUCGAUGAGCUCAGUAUGCUGAAACAACUCUUCGAAGUCCAGAACGGUGUUCUACGAAAGGGAGGCCAGGACAUGCAAGAGAAACAGACUUCCCUUCUGCAUCCCCUCCAGGAAGAGACAGAACGCCUACUGCGGACCAUCAACAACGAGUACUUGCCCAAGGUGUUACGUAUGAUUGAAGAUGUACAUCGGUUACAAAGAAGCGUCUUGGACCUACUCGACCUCCAACAAAAGGAAGCAAGCAUCGACGAAGCCAAAUACGCGAACCAACAAGCUCUAUUUGCAGGCAAACAAGCCAUAGCAGCACAAGCGCAGGCCGACGCAACGGAAGCACAAUCGCAAAUCCUCUUCAUCUUCACCGUCGUCACCAUUGUCUUUCUCCCACUAUCGUUCAUUACUUCCUACUACGGCAUGAACAUCAUCGCAGGCUUUGAUAACGAAGGAAACAUCGAAGCAAAGAACUACAGCAUUUCAGAUGUCCGGUCGGUUAUUUGGAAGAGCUUAGGAGGUCUUGUCGGGCUUUUUAUUGUUGUGGGAAUGUGGUAUUGGCUUGGCAAAGCGCACGCUGCAUAUAGGACAACGAGGAAUUUGGUCAGGAUGAGGGAGGAGGGCUAUGUGCCUCCUAAACUAAUCGACAAAGCGGACUCGGAAUUUGUGAGGAUGAAGAACUUUGAUCCAAAUGCAAGACUGGAGGUGUGGUGGUGUCCGCACUGCUGGUUUCGAGCUGCCUUAUCCGCGGCACAUAGGGAGCCGGAAGUACCACCUUCAGCGAAUGUGGCUCAUUCGGAUGGAUCCCGCUCGGCAGGUACUGUUCAAGGCUCGGGAGGGGUACCUAAACCAGGUUCAAUACCUACAGCAGCAGCAACACCUACAGCAGAUUCCGUACCUACAGCAGGAGCACCAACCCCCGGAACGAGAGCCAAGCUAUUCCAGCGAGGAAAAUCCAGGCGAUCUGAGAGUGCCGUGUAA
This is a messenger RNA of Trematosphaeria pertusa, 2601 nucleotides long. RefSeq lists its product as uncharacterized. The transcript has 3 exons. Bases 1 to 2601 code for a protein of 866 amino acids. Gene Ontology annotation, cellular component: membrane. NCBI's taxonomy places the organism in Eukaryota, Fungi, Ascomycota, Dothideomycetes, Pleosporales, Trematosphaeriaceae. The record is from RefSeq and is a predicted model, not a curated record. Gene Ontology annotation, biological process: transmembrane transport; metal ion transport. Gene Ontology annotation, molecular function: metal ion transmembrane transporter activity.